Fusarium sp. VM40 is the source of this 1257-nucleotide messenger RNA. NCBI's taxonomy places the organism in Eukaryota, Fungi, Ascomycota, Sordariomycetes, Hypocreales, Nectriaceae. The record is from the annotation of a GenBank genome assembly.
AUGACUUCCAACAUUACCCAGGCUGUUACAAAAGUCAUCAUAGACACCGAUGUUGGUGGCGAUGACAUGGUGGGAUUGCUGAUGGCAAUGGCCGCGGCCCCAGCAGUAAUGCAAGUGGUGGCUAUCACGACUGUGUUCGGCAAUGUCAACGUGGAAAAGUCUCUACGAAACGUGAUCGCCAUGUUUUACAUCCUCUGGCAGGAGAUGGGUUGGCGCAAGAGCAAAGGCAAAGACUUCGGGUAUGGAGUCUUUGAAAACUCUCGUCCGAUGGUUACUCUUGGAUCGGGCCAUGCACUUGGAGAACCAGUUGUGCUUGUGACAAAUGGACGACCAUACGGACAAGACGGCGUGUGGAACUUUCAUGCAAAGUACCCCGAAUUCACACCAGACAACUCCUGGAAAUCCCUAUUCGACAGCAGUGUACCUCCUCCCAAGACUUGCCCCGAGUACUACCAGUACUUCAACACCUCCAAAACUCCAUCACACCUUGAUAUCCUCCGCAUCCUACGGGAAGAACCCGCCAACACCAUAACUUUAAUCGCCCUCGGUCCCCUCACCAACAUGGCUCUAGCUGCGGCUGAAGACCCCGAGACCUUCCUCCGCGCUAAAGAGCUUCUCAUCAUGGGUGGUGCCGUGGCUGUUCCUGGCAACAUAUCACCUGUCUCGGAAGCCAACUCCUACAACGAUGCCGCAGCAGCAGCGCGAACUUAUGCCCUGAGUAGUGCUGAUCUGGCUUCCACAUUCCCGACAACAGACUUUGCCAAGAUCCCGGUUCCUGCAUACCCAGAACGACUCUCAAAGCAAUUAAACGUGACUAUCUUUCCCAUGGAUCUGACAAACCAGCACUGCAUCACCUACGAAAGCUUCAUCGACACAGUCAAACCCUUGGCUGAUUCUGGCAGUCCGCUUUCCAAAUUAGCCUACAACUUCAUGCAAGGCAUCCACAACGAUUGCGGUAGCGAUUGCAUCACGUUGAAAGACACCGGCGAAGAAUGCAUCAGACUGCAUGAUCCCGUACCGAUCUGGUACGCCCUCGGUAGGAAAUCCUGGAACAUAUCCUCGCCUAAAGAUCUCCGCGUCGAGAGUGUAGGGCAGUGGACUAAGGGAAUGCACGUUGAGUAUGAAAUCAAUACGACAGAGGCGGCAAACGAUCCUUUGGAACCAGGUACUCGCCAAGGGAACCGCGUUCGUCAGGCGAUGGAAAGCCCGGGGCGCAAGGGAUUUCAGGAUAUAAUCAUGUCACUGUUUACGGAGUGA